AUGUUAUCCUUGACUCGUCCUCUUGACGUCCCAACACCCACGACAACCCCUGAGUCCUGCUCCCUCUGGGUCCUUCGCGUGCCGCCUCCAACCUCGCCUGGCUUUACUCUGCACCCCCAGUACCUCGACGUGAUGGCGCAGAAGCACCCGACCAAGUCCCGCGACGACAUCCAGAACGUCCUCUCCCUCUACCCUGCGCGCGUGGCCGCUGCGUACGAGCUCGCCAGGCAGACGUGCAUGGCCAAGGGUGCCGACGCCCUCGGUGGCGUUGGGGAGAAGAUUAUCGCCAGUGCGAAGGAGCACGGUGUCAUUCCUUGA
This is a messenger RNA of Trichosporon asahii var. asahii CBS 2479, 318 nucleotides long. RefSeq lists its product as uncharacterized. The transcript has 2 exons. The record is from RefSeq and is a predicted model, not a curated record. Lineage: Eukaryota; Fungi; Basidiomycota; Tremellomycetes; Trichosporonales; Trichosporonaceae. The coding region runs from base 1 to 318 and encodes 105 amino acids.